Daphnia pulicaria is the source of this 1290-nucleotide messenger RNA. RefSeq names its product caspase-1-like. The coding region runs from base 346 to 1212 and encodes 288 amino acids. The record is from RefSeq and is a predicted model, not a curated record. Gene Ontology annotation, molecular function: cysteine-type endopeptidase activity. Gene Ontology annotation, biological process: proteolysis. The transcript is spliced from 6 exons. NCBI's taxonomy places the organism in Eukaryota, Metazoa, Arthropoda, Branchiopoda, Diplostraca, Daphniidae.
GAUACUGAUAGGACUAACAGAAACAAAACAUGAGUAAUCUUUCAAUCACCCGACGAGCAAUGAGCAAUAUUACAUGUCUUGGUCCUUAUUUCAUUGCGUAAACCGAUAAACUUGGAAAAUAACAUAACAGUCAAAAACUUUUGUAAGGCAAAGCAAUAGGACCCACCCCCCCAAAAAAGGACAUUUUUUUUAAAUGGCAAUUCAGAGAUAAGUUACCAAGAAAUUCACGGGAUUAAACAAGCAGACACAUUUUGUAGAUACCCAUUGAUACAACGGAUUUCGUUCGGCGGUGUAUAAACAACGGGCAUUUCCGUUCAGUUUGUCAUUUUACUAACUCGUACUACCAUGACGAUGGAUUCUCAAGUCAAAGUGGACGCAGUAGUAUCAAACAACUCAGGCGCUGACAUAAAUCCAAACACCAUUCCAAUACGUGAGGAAGAUAAUGAACCCAUUCCUGUCCCCGUAAAUAAAACUGACGAGCUUUACAAAAUGGAUCACGAAAAGCGAGGCUAUGCCUUAAUCUUUUCUCAUGAAAAUUUUAAUUCAAAUUUAGAAUUGAAUUCACGACCUGGCAGCCACAAGACAGCUGAGAAUCUGAGAGACGCUUUAAUUCAAUUGAAGUUUGAAGCUGAAAUCUUUUCCGAUUUCACGUACGAGGAAAUAAAAACAAAAGUUAACGAUCUCUGUAGCAGGGAAGACGAUCUGAGGAAAAGCGAUUGCAUUUUAAUUAUCGUUAUGACUCAUGGUCUUUUUAACGACCAUUUAUACUCCAAAGAUACGCAUUAUCCUUCCAAUGAUUUGCGACUGCUCUUCAUCACCAAGCAAUGUCCAAGUUUGGCAGGAAAACCUAAACUGUUCAUUUUUCAGGCUUGCAGGGGUAAUCAACAAGACACAGGAACAAAGGUGAUGCAAUCCACUGCAACACAAACUGACGGACCGUUGUCUAAAUCCAAGAAUGUUGUUUACAGAUUACCAGCCCACGCCGAUUUCUUAACUGCAUAUUCUACGGCUCCAAGACACACUGCUUACCGGAAACCAUUUAUCAAAGCCUUUUGUGAGGAACUGUCGUCUCAACAGGUAAUAGAGGGGAAAAUAGAUUUCCUUUCGAUGUUGACCAACGUGCAGAGAAAAGUUGCCCUUGAAUUGAACGACGGCGGAACAAAGCAGAUUCCGAGCGUGACUAGCACCUUGACGCGAAAAAUCUUUUUUUAAGAUCCAGUAUAAUGCGGAUGCGCCCUAAAUGCCAAAUUUGUAUUUUCAACCAAUACAGUAUGCAUAUAUAAGUGGUAA